GCCGCCACGGUCAGGUUUCAGGCUGAUUGUCCACCCACCGCGGCAGUAAGGAACGUUGAUGUUAUUUGCGGGCGACAUCAUCCAUGAACGAUGGAUGACCGGUCUUGACUCCGAGUCUCAUCUUUAACUCAAUCACUCAUCAUAUUUGAGAUCACGUUUGACUUUUUCUCGUUCUGUUUUGUAGUAGUAGUAUUCUUCCUUUUAACCACACCGCUCGCCGUCUCUUCUGUUUGUUGCUCUAUUUUCCACAGUAUCUAUCCUCUCCAAAUAUCCAUCUCGAACAGACAGCCACCAUGAGCGCCAACGGCAGCCAACAACAACAAAAAUCCCCGCUCCGCAUCGUCGUCGGCAGCGACAACGCGGGCCACGCCUACAAAACCGCCCUCAAAGAAACCCUCAGCAAACACAAGGGCGUCACCAAAGUGUUGGACGUCGGUGUCGUCGACGCCGACGACGCCACGGCGUAUCCGCAUUUGGCUGUGGAUGCUUGCAAAAAGAUUAAAUCUGGAGAGGCCGAUCGAGCCCUCCUCAUCUGCGGCACCGGUCUCGGCGUCGCCAUUUCGGCCAACAAAGUUGAGGGGAUCCGAGCCGUGACGGCGCAUGAUCCGUACAGUGUCGAACGGAGUGUCUUGUCCAACAAUGCCCAGGUGCUGUGUUUCGGCCAGCGCGUCAUUGGACUCGAGUUGGCGAAGAAGCUGGUCGACGAGUGGGUCGAGUUGCGGUUUGACGAACAGAGCGCGAGUGCGGAAAAGGUCGCUCAUAUUUCGAAAUAUGAGGAGAAGUUUGGCGAGUUGUAAAUGAAUGACACUGUGACAUGACACCAAAAAAAAAAGGAACAGAAGGGAAAAAGAAAGAGCCAGAUGGAAUGGAAUGGACCGGGGAAAACAUACAUUCCACCUAUGCCAUCCAUCUCGGGAACUUGAAACGAUGAACUUGAAUGGCUAGUUGGAAAAGGAGCCGUGCAAACCAAAACCCGUUUGGAUACGUGGACCGUCUUUAUUGACAAUGCAAAAAUCCAACCCGUAAUUGGUGAGACACCGGCAGUUCACACCUGGGGCGACGACAAAACUAUCCGGUCCCAAUAUAUGUUGUCCUUCGGGGACAAUCUUCCAUAUGUUCAACUUGAACUUGGGCAUUGGGAGUUCGAGACAACCAACAGCCGGAACAGUGCCAUUGUCUACCUACUAUACGGCAACAUCAACAGCAGUUGGAACCAGUGGAUGACAAGUAAGAGGAAUAUGGGAAAGCAAAAGCAAAAAGCAUCAUUAUCGAGUUCAGAGUUAUCCAUUUUCCUCUGCUACCAAUAUUCCGCCGUGCAGUGACACAAUACAGUCCUGCUGCAGAUCACUGGCACUCAUUGUAAACGUUCUGGCCCGCCUGGCAGAGAAAAUCCCAUCGCGAUGGAUGACUAGCAGUUGCUAACAAAAGGCAUACAGGCCUCAGGCAUACAAAGCAGACAUUCAUCACGGCGUAGAGAAAUGUCUAUCCUCGCAUGCUUCUCCCAUCUUUUAGCCAUGACUGGUCUCCACAUCAUCGUCAUCAUCACUACCGUGACCCUCACCAUCAUUGGUUGAAUACACCCCAAUUCCAUGCAUCCAACAGCCCCUGAACUGACUUCCCUUCCCCUUGACCACCCGCCAGUACCUUGCAUUUCUUGGGCACAGUGGACUGCUCGGCAGAUGUUCCGGUAUGGUGAGGUCAAGAUGGCGCUCCGCAUCACUGGACCUGCCGGUCGAUAAAUUCUUUUCAGCCAUGGCUUCCAACGCGCUCAAGUUGACCCGUCUUUCGCCUUCUUUGGCGUCCACCGCUUGACCCCAGCCGGACGCAUCUCCCAGUCCGAGUUCGGCCAACUUGACAUCAUACCAAUCUUUUCCCAACCCACAAGGGCCUGAUUUGACAUGCUCCUUUCCUUUCUUACUACGCCCACCGUGACCUCUCCCUGCAUGAGAGCUCGACGUGCCCUUCUGUGACUGCGAUUCCUCCAUGGCACUCUCGGCACUCGUGCUGCCACUAUGUGGUGGGGAAGGUUUACCGGCAGAUGGAGAGACUUCUUCUGCUGACAACUUCCCAUCGUAGGACUGCGGGAUGGUGCUGGCCCGUCUUGGGGCGUUGUAGUCAAAGAAGAAACCUCGAUACUUCCCGUCAGGCCCUUCUUCGGGCAGCGGUGGAGUGUGUAUACGACGUGCCUCGCUCGGCAAGUAGCUGGUCCCUCCGCGGAUGCUGAUGUCGAUUUUCAGAAACUCCUCGGUUUGAGCACUGGCGCUCCUUUUCACUUUGUACGUGGCCUGCUCGGCCGGACUGUUGUUCGGCAGCCGUCCCAUCAGCAAAUUUCUUUCACUCGACGUGUACGACCGAGUGUCCCACAGAUGCUCCAUACUCCUCCGCUGGUGGGCCGUGAAAUGCUCUGUGUCUUCGGGGACCACGAGAUGAUCUUUGUCCACCUUCGGCGAACCCCAUUUGUUAGAGAAAGUCCGCCAUCUCAAAGGCUUGAUCCCGGUCGGCGGCCGCGAGGAUGCUUGAGGAGACUGCCUCAGAUCCUGUAGGAUCGCACUGACCCGGGCCAGGGCUUCGGCCGUGUGAUUUCUCCUCAGCAAGCUCGGAUGAUCUGCAAGCAGUGGGUCUUCGAACUGGGGGAGAACAAUCCUGGGUUCAGCCGGCCUGAUCUUGCUUUGCCUUUUCGUGCCGCUGGCCCGUCGUAUGAGCUGUAGGGGAGCCGAGAAAAAAUGCAGAGGAUUGAAGGAACUUUUGCGUGGUACCGCAUCACCACCAUGAGCCUCGUCGCCGUAAGACUGGCCGCGACGACGGUCCGCAGCGGAAUGCCCUGGCUCAUGUGGUUGGGCAUCCGUUUCGUUGAAGUACGCCUCGACUCUGAUCGUACUCGGAGACGACCGACUGAGGGCUGCCCUGUUCUUUGGGGCGGAUGGCGGUCGCAACGGUGUUUGAUCCGUACGCACGACAAGUACUUCAGAAUCAGAAGGACUGGGCAUAUCCCGACUCGAUGACGGGCGGCCGAUCUCACUGGAAGAGUGUUUCGCCCGGAACCAGAGGCCCCCUGAAGGCGACCUUGCCCAACCACGACCGACGAUCGAUCUUUGGGCAGAACGCGGUUGGCUCUCCUUUCUACCGGCCAACCCACCACCUGGACCGGCAGUGCUUGGGGUGAUGGGCGCAGUUUCCUGGGAUUCGUCCACGAGGUGCUCGGAGAUAGGUCGCGCAUCUUGCUCUUGACCUCUGUCUUCGGCGGUACGUGGUGGCGCCCCCGAGCCUGAACCAUGGUGACUACCCUGUUCCUCGGGAACAGCUUUCACAUGAAUCCUCUUGUGAGUUGUCGCAUGCUCAGACUGGGACCGCAGGCUUCCAAGUCGAGGUCUUGGUCGGGGCGAUGGCUUGGGAAGGGUUCCGGGGCUGAUCGGCUCAGAAAUGGGCGUGUUGGCCUCCGAAGAAGCAUUUCUCCUGGGUCGGUAGUCGAAAUAAGAGGACACGUCUUUCCGGAGAGCCUGCAUUGUGAGGGCUGAAAACAGGUCCGACUGUGGGCUGACUACUAUAUAUGAGCCUAUACUGCAUGCCAGUGAUAGUGAUACUGGCCGACAGAUCGAGGCGAAGAUAGACUGCCCGGGGAAUGCGACGGCAUAAAAUGCUCGACGGAUAUCGUCGUAGCUGCCGAGUGACAGGCGGCGCCUGGAUCGCAGCAUUACCCAGCUCCAUCCGGCAGGAGCGAGAUGUUGUGGCGAAGAAGUCCGUGAAGUUCAGCCGUCCCGCACACAUUCUCGUAAGGAUGAUGACAGUGCCUGGUAUGGUCGUCAGGACAGUGAUGGACGUAUCGACAUUCCUGUCGGCUGGCAUGAACAAAUCCAAUCCAGGAUCAUCCUUCCUCCAAUGUCAUCCUUUUGAUAUCUUCCUCGACCGAGAGUAAACCCAAGGCCCAGUGCACGCGGGUAGACCCCGAUCGAUCGAUCAAGCUGCGAUCAUGAUGCACAAACUCCGACUCAUGUUCGGCCUCAGGAUUGAACUCUUGUCUGCCACCGCUUGCUCCCGGCGAGGGACUGCCUCGCGGCUUUUGUCCGCUCACACGUUCGUCCUUGUCGUGCAUAUUCAGCGUACGUUCGUAUGGAGGUCCUCGGCCUUUCUGGGCCAUCUUUACCCAGGCAUUCUCGCAACCGCCCGCAAUGGCGGCCGAUGUGCGCCAACCGCAGUGCUUGUCGACAUCUCGUAGUUUACUUAUUGUCCAUCCACGCUGGCCCGGAUCCGUGUAUUGUACCGCGGCAAAGAGAAGGGAGAAUGUACUCUCCAUCAACGCACCGGCGAAGCUAGGCUCCAACGUUCCAAUUUGACCGUAAUGUUGUCCCGAAUAGAGCCCACCACAGAUCUUGCCCACCGUCUGGGCGUACUCGUGUGUCAGCGGCGCUGCGAAACCGGCCGAGAUCAUGGCAGCAGGAUUCAUUUCUGGAUGCAAGCGAUGCAACAAUAUCCGCCCGACAUUGUAGAAUAUCCAUAUGCAAGCAACGGCCGCGUUUUUAUACACCAGAGCCGGCCCGAAUGGCGUCGCUAUCGGCGGGUCAGAAGGUGGGAGAGGGUCGAACUCCGGGCCAAGGGCCGCACGGAAUAUGUCGAAUGCUUUGGUGAUAUCGGCAUGCUCGGAGAAGGCUUUUGCGGUCUCGUCAUCAAGGUCUCGUGGUGGUGAAGCCCCCUUUGACUCCGGUCUUAGCAUAAAUGCCGGAUCCUUGAUGUUGGCCUGCAUGGUCCGCACCGCAGGAUGCACUUGCGGAUCUCCAGCCGAAGGCAUCAUCCCAAACAUUGGCGGACUGUUCGUCGACUCCGGCCCCGGACCUUGAGAUGGAGUUGGCUUGGUCUGCCUGACUCUGCCCUCAUUAGCACUGGGCGCUGGCGCAGGUUUCACGGAGUUCUGGCCAGCGGACCUCAUUGACGCGGUAUUUCUUCCCGAGCCUGAGCUGGAGGACUUGUUUACUGUACCGGACCUCUCUUUACCUUUGCUUCCAGGGGGUCCCGGUGACCCCCUGGGCCCGAAGAGCCACAAAGGAGGCCGCCAUUCUCCUCCUUGAGCUUCAACUGCCCGCUGCUUGCGGAUCCGGUCUCUUCCGCCAAAAUCGGCCAAUCGUGCCAUGACAAGAAGCAAAUGAUCGAAGGUCGCGUAGGGGUUAUCCGCUCGUCCCAAUUGUCCUCGUGGGGGGCAGUACUUCCAGUCCUCGAUUGGCAUGAGGAGUCGAUCUCCACUAAGCAUGCUUUGAAAGACGUCUUGCUUACAAUACCACCAUCUCAGAUCCAGCUUGGUUUUGAAAUCAUCAAUGUCCUUUUCGGUCAGGUCAUAUGGGUACGCCUGCGAUUCCAAACCUGGCUGCACCUGACGGUCAUAGUCCACUUGAACCCCGAUUAACCGGGAAAUCAACGCAGAGUCGACCUCCCAAUCUAUAUCGUCCAACAGUGAAACAGGGAUCCCGGCGACACGGCCAUAAGCAAAUUGCGCAGUGCACUGGUUGACUCUUGCUUUCGCGCCCCGGCGCAUCCGACGUGCGUUGCGAGUCAGGCUAGCGAUGUCGUGUUCCAGCACCAGUUUCGUCGCGCCUGACAGAUGCAGGUUCCAGCGGGAGUGGUCGCCGCUCAAUACCUCAUAAAACCCGAGAACAAGUACCGUGGCCAGCGUCGCAAUCUCAUGGCGUCGUCUGGGUAGACUCAGCAGUCUUCCCACUCGUCUGACCGCGUACAUAAAAUGCUUCGCGGCUCGAUCUUCGGAAUUCCUGCUCACCUUCGCGAAAUGCAACCCUCCCAGGGCCAGAAUCCCGUGGGCAAGGGCGGGAUACGACAGGGCCAGGGCCGGCAUCGUGAAGUUCCAAAGCGUCCUCGCCGGAGCAACCAAAGGGCUGAAGUGUUGUCUCUCGAAAAUGGAGAUGCAGUGGCUUGUGAUCUCGACAAAGUGCCGAAAUGCACGCUCGUUCCUUUCGUCUUGUAGCGGCGACGCGGCGAUCGGGAGUUGAAAGCUUGCGACUGAUUGGGCCUGCACCCUCUGCCAAUUGUACAUUUUUUGUCCCCAAAUCUGCCGGCCAGAUGGAUCCAGUAUUUGUGUGAGGUUGUCUGCAGCGUCGUGGUGAGAGACUCGGCUCUCGUCCAUUUCGACAUCGAAGGGAUCGUCGGGGUCGUCAUAGUCAUCAUCCCAGGUGGCAGCAAACGCUGCAGUGGUCGUAGGGGGCGGUACCGAGGAUGAAGGGUGAGGACCUCGAGCGGAGGCGCGGAUGUGGUACUGUCUAUCAAAGUUUCCUGUGGGAUAUCUCAGCGAUUGCAAUCGUCUCAUUGGAUAUCUAGAAUGGUCGUCUACAUACCGUCUUUGCUGUCGUGGGAGAAUGCCUGCGGCUGCCUGGCAUAAGCUGACGGUUGCCCUAAAGAAAAUCUGGCAUAUCCGGCAGGAAAAGGAGGAAUAGGGCCUGGAUAGUGUGCUUCAGUCCGUGCGGAGAGGUGAUGUCCUGACUGGGUCAUCCACCGACGAUCAAGAGGCGAGGGGGAUGCAGGAAGCCCUCCACUGUGAUAAUAUGCGUCUAGACCACCAUGUCUACUCCUUCCACUUGGGUCUGGCGUACCGCGGUAGGUAGCAGCUCUGGGUUGCUGCGCGUCCGACCACCGGUGGAAGUCGGACACGUCGCAGCCAUCCGAGAAAGGCGCAUUCGAGCGCAGAGAGGACGAUCCAAUGUCGCCGGCACCAAAUGGAGGGUGUUGAUAAGGAGACACAGUCGAGGGGUCGAGUGGGCGGUAUGAUCCCAAGUACGGCUGCUCAAAGCGUAGGUUGAAAAAAGCCCCUUCGCUUUGAGGUGAGAGGAACGGCUCCGUAGGGUCGUGGAAAGCAGCAGUGUCGCCUUGGGUUUGUUGUUUAUAGACGAGCGGUUGC
Exophiala dermatitidis NIH/UT8656 is the source of this 6892-nucleotide messenger RNA. Its product is annotated as ribose 5-phosphate isomerase B. Bases 294 to 797 code for a protein of 167 amino acids. Gene Ontology annotation, cellular component: intracellular anatomical structure. The transcript is spliced from 2 exons. The record is from RefSeq and is a predicted model, not a curated record. Lineage: Eukaryota; Fungi; Ascomycota; Eurotiomycetes; Chaetothyriales; Herpotrichiellaceae. Gene Ontology annotation, molecular function: isomerase activity. Gene Ontology annotation, biological process: carbohydrate metabolic process.